This is a messenger RNA of Crotalus tigris (Tiger rattlesnake), 5503 nucleotides long. It is a transcript of the gene PM20D1, whose product is annotated as peptidase M20 domain containing 1. Lineage: Eukaryota; Metazoa; Chordata; Lepidosauria; Squamata; Viperidae. The transcript has 14 exons. The record is from RefSeq and is a predicted model, not a curated record. Bases 392 to 1963 code for a protein of 523 amino acids. Gene Ontology annotation, molecular function: hydrolase activity, acting on carbon-nitrogen (but not peptide) bonds, in linear amides; metallocarboxypeptidase activity. Gene Ontology annotation, biological process: amino acid metabolic process.
GUCGAUCGCUAGAAUUUAAGUCCAGACAAGGUUAAUCAGCACUUAUUCCCUGCUGCAAUCGCUAAGCAACAUGAAAGAUUGGUGCUUGGCAGGGCGUUGUAGUCCGUUGUGGGAGCUGUCUUUAGCCCAAUUCUUUGACAGAGCCAUUCACGAGCCAUUAAAACAGUUAUUAGCCCCUUAAUCAUGUACGGGCCAUUGCUAAAUGCCAUCAAUCAAAUGAAUUGAGAUUCCCCUCCCCCGCGAACUCCGAGGGACUCCUGUACUGCACAAACAAGAACUACCAAACCAAGUUUCCCGCGGCGGUGAUAAAUUAACUGCUCCGUCAAUGAUUGGCUAGAAGCCGCGCCUGCCUGUCAAAGUUCCCAAGGCGGCUGGGCCAAGGCGCAGGAAAAUGGCGAUUUUCGGUGCCCGGCUGCGAGGGGUCUUGUGCUGGGCUGGAUUGGGACUAUGCGGGAUAGUGCUGCUUCUGCUGGUCGCGAUGCUCCUCCGAGCCUAUGGAACGCGACCUUCCAGCCCGGCCAUAGGGCUGCGGGAAGAACAGGAGCGGCAGCGGCGAGUGGAAGCUGCCUUUAGCUCCCGCGAGUUGGAGGAACUGAAGGAGGUGCUCCAAGGUGCUGUCAGAAUACAAACAGUUUCCUUCUCACCAGAUAAUCAGAAUAUAACAGCCCUGGAAGAAUUUGAACCAUAUAUUUACAAAGCUUUUCCUGCAGUGUUUUCUACCUCAUUCAUUCAACAUGAAAUUAUCGGAGAUUACAGCCACCUAUUCACCAUCCAGGGAUCUAACCCUCAGUUACAGCCAUAUAUGCUGCUUGCACAUAUAGAUGUAGUCCCAGCAUACCCUGAUGGAUGGGAUGUCAGUGAUCCCUUUUCUGCUGAGGAACGUGAUGGAUUUAUAUAUGGAAGAGGAACACUAGAUAAUAAAAACUCAGUUAUGGGCAUUCUGCACGCUCUAGAGUUUUUACUGAGACGAAAUUACAGACCACAAAGAUCUUUCUAUAUAGGCCUUGGUCAUGAUGAAGAGGUGGGUGGCAAAAAAGGAGCAAUGAAAAUUGUGGCUGAGCUGGAAUCUAGAGGGGUACAACUUUCUUUUGUGCUUGAUGAAGGAAGCUUUAUUUUUGAUGGAGUCAUCCCUAAAAUAGAGAAACCAGUAGCUGUAAUAGGUAUCACAGAAAAGGGUGCACUUGAAGUAAAUCUCAGUGUAACAUCUCAAGUUGGCCAUUCUUCUGCACCCCCUAAGAGGACCAGCAUUGGUAUUCUUUCUGAAACAUUAUACAAAUUGGAAACGCAGCCUAUGCCCAAUUUGUUUGGUCAUGGACCUGAAAUCAUGAUGUUUGAACAACUGGUACCAGUGUUCAGCUUCCCCCUCAAUAUCAUCAUGGCAAAUCUGUGGCUCUUCGGACCUCUUGUUGGCUGGUUUCUUGAGCAAACUCCUGGCACUAAUGCUUUAGUUCGGACCACCACUGCAAUCACCAUGUUUCAUGCAGGAAUAAAGUCAAAUGUUAUUCCACCAAAAGCUGAUGCCACAGUGAAUUUCCGCGUCCACUCAUCACAAACCAUUGAGGAGGUCCUGGAAAUAUUAGACAAAACAAUUAAUGAUAAGAGAGUGAAGAUAGAAGUGAUGGAUACCUUUGAUCCACCCCCCACUAGCCCCUGGGAUGACCAGACCUUCGCUGUACGGGUCUUCCGCCAGACCACCCUGGAUGUUUUCCCAGAUGUUGCCAGUGUAGCUCCAGGCAUUUGUGUUGGAAACACUGAUAGCAGGCACUACAGCAGCCUCACAAAGGCUAUUUAUCGAUUUAACCCAGUAACCUUUAAAGCUGAUGAUUUGCCAAGAUUCCAUGGGCUGAAUGAAAGGAUCUCUAUGGAAGUUUAUGCAAAGCAAGUGGAAUUUUUCUUUCAACUAAUUCAAAAUUGUGAUUUGAACCAACCCACAAAGCCACAUGCAAACCUUCACGAGCUAUAGAAACAAGAAAAUAUAAAGAUUGCAGAGACUGACAGACGUGUCUUAGAGGAACACUGAGUAAAGUAAAAGGAAUCCAAAUAUAUUUUGAAGAGUCAAAACUGGAUGAAUUUCACUUCCACCAUAUGGGGAGAAAGAUAAAAAUGAAAAGGAGAUUAAAACAGCUUCUAGAUUUUCUAUUGUUUCCAAUUCAGUCUUAAAGAAGAUUUACAAUGGGAAAAGUCUGUAGCUUUGAUAGUAAGGCAGAUAUGCCGUAACAAUUUACUAAACAAUUCCAAAAAAAAAGUCAUUUUACUUCUGACAUUGCCCUUUCUUAAUAAUCAAUUUUUGCUACUUAUCCUUGGUAAUUGUUGAGCCCUGUGGAAGUUUUUGCUCACAGACUGGGCCUGUCCCUUCUCUCAGUUCUGCUGCCAUUUCUUAGCCCUGUAGCCAUUGUUGCUCUUCUAUGCCUCAGCUACCACAACUAAACCCCCAUUACAAGGCUACCCACAUAUCCCUCCCAUGCUACUUGGGAGUGGUCAGAGAUGUUAAACGUGAUAAAUGAGGACUGAACAAUUGCCAUUCUUCUCAUUGCAGACAGAGCGCUAAUAUGGAGGCCUCCUGAGAAAUAUAGGUUUGCUAGAAUGGCACCUCUCAGAAAUACUGCUGUCGGGACAUGUUUACAAUUGCCCUGCAUGGCCUAUUGGCUGAGCUGCCAUUUAAAGGAACUCAUGCUUCAUUUCCGGGCUUAGCAGUUUCCCGGGACAGCAGGCUCUACAGAUAGCAUGAGCUCAGUGUGAUGGGAAAAGGAGUGCCGUGCAUCGUUCUCCCCAUUCCCUUCUUUGUGAUGGAUUUAGGAACAGCAGCCACAGGCACAAAAGGAAAUGGUGUCAAACAGGAAGGAAAAUGACCACAUUAAGGGGAGGGGGAAAUGAUGGAUUUAAUGAUAGCUCAGCUGGUCAAGCCUGGGACAAAGCAAUGCCAUGGUCAGUGAGCAGGGAAAUUGAGAUAUGGACAUCCCUUACUGAAACAUUCCCCUAUUGUUUUCACAUUUUCUUUCAAUGUGUUUCAUUAUCAUUAGGUGGAGUAAUAGUCAUUAGCAUUAUACCAUAUACAGUAGGCUAGGAUAGAGGGACUUAGAAUUAUAAGCCUCUUUAUAAAAUCCCCUCCAUUCUCCAUUUUCUUUCUACCCAUUUCAAACUUCCCCAUAUUUUCUGCCAUUUCUGAUCACGGAAUAGCAUGCAGAAGAGAUGUGUCCAGAGUCUAAAGAGUCUGUAUGCUAUGUCUCUGACACAGUUAAGCUUCCUAAUAGGGAAAGCUCAGCAUAUUCACAAGGAAAUACUCAUGGCUGAUUGGGGAAUUCUGAGAGUGUUAAAGUUGCCAAGUUUGGACACCUCUGCUUUAUGUGGUAUUGCAAAUAUUACAAAUGCUUUAUGCCAGUCUCCUCCUAUAAACCUACAUAAGCUUUAAAAUCCAAUAAUCUUUCUCUAUAGAUCAGAGGUCCCCAACCUUUUGGGCAUUAAGGACCAGUUCCAUGGAGAGAGGUUUUUCCACGGACCAGAGGGGGCAUUGUUUUAUGUGCUGCCUGCAUCCAGCGAAUGGGGCUUCGCUUGUUUACGCGGCCCGGUUUCUGGCAUGCUAGGGACCGGUGCUGGUCCAUAGACCAGGGAUUGAGGACGUCUGCUAUAGACAACUUCUGUCUCAAACCUACUAUCUGAUAUCUUGAUAGCUCUACAAAUUAAUAAAUAUUGAUCUUUGGAGCUAGAUUUCCAUUUACUUUCUGCUUUAGUAAUAGUAAAUGGGGGUCAUGUGAAGGUUGAGCUUCAGACAUUACUACUGUUUUGGAAAUUGUAUUCAACAUUAAGAUUUGGAUUUUCUUAAAAUAAAAUAUAUUGGUAGGUCCUACAUGCCUGAUAUUUUUCUUCUGAAUAAAGUUAAUAGGCACUCUCUGCAUCUUACAGCAGUGCACUAGAAAUGUCAAUCUGUAAUAAUCAAUCUUAUGCUUAUUUUCUCAUACAUAAUUCUGAUCAUGAAGUUGAUAUUUAUCUCAGUUAACACUACAGCAAGUCUAAAUUAACUAAGGGGGACUGAUUUCCCAUCAGACUCACAUUAGGACUGUACCCAUAAUAUUAAAAAGAGAAGCAGUUCUAUUAAAUAAAAUCAAAAGAAAAUGAACAUGAUUUUUGUAUUUUAUUAAAUCAAGAUAUUCUCAAUGAAUAUAAUUGGAGGGGAUAGCCUGAAUUAUUUGACAGGUAGGUAUUUUGUCAGUUGAACAACAACAGCAGCUGCAUAUGAAUCUAACCCCAUUACACAGGAUAUGAGGACACUUUCAGCUGUGGCUUUAAUUCCCACUGAGGGAACAACUGAAUUCACAGUGGAGGGUUAAUUUACAUAGCAUAAGACCAGCAUAUGAAAAUGUCAUGAUGGGAUAAUUCUGUUUGCAUGUGCUCUGAUGAGAGUGAACUGGGCUUAUGUCAUAUGCUGAACUUGCAGAUAAGGAGACUAAAGACAUUUAUCCAGCAAUAUAAGGCUUAGAGCUUUCAACUGUUUCAAAGGUUUGGGUUAAAGCUUAGUAAAUAUAUUGCACUCGUAACCAAAAAUACAUAGUUGUAUAGAGGAAAGUUUGAACUGAGGUAACUCUGCUAAAUCAACAGCCAGGAGACCCCAUGCUCUGCUAAGCCACCAUGUGGUUUGUUUGGGACUUAAUAUUUGUGUGGAUGCAGCCACUGUAAUCUAUAAACCAUGGGUUUAUAUGUUUUUUUAAUUAUUAUGAUUCAGCCAAUAACGUAGUUAAGAAAGAUACAGUAUAUGUAAUCCAGACAAAAAGUACAGGUAAGUAGGACAGCUACAUUUGCACAUUUAAAGUUUAGGAAAAUUCAUUCAAAACUACACUUUAGAUGCCCAAUGGUUAAUCACUGCUAGGACUAUGUAAUCAUUCACUGAAUCUGGCUGCUUGGCCAAAGAUAAAUGAAAAGCAGACCAGGUUACAUCUGACAGCUAAUAGUAAGAGUAUAUUCCUCCUAGGAUAACUGUGGCAUAGAUCUAUUUGCUGCAGUGUAUUAUGAAUACAAGGCAUUUUGGUGAAGUGCAAAUUUGGUAUAGUGCUAAAAUGCUGGCCUAGAACCAGGAGACUGCCUUAGGCAUGAAAACCAAUUGGGUGAAUUUGGGCCAGUCACAGGCUUUCAGCCCAACCCACCUAACAUGAUUAUUCCUGUGGAGAAAAUACAGCAGGAAAAAUUAUGUAUGUUUCUCACUCUGAGUUACUUACAGAGUAAUUAAGGCUAAAUAAAAAAUAAAUGAAUUUGUUCCUGCCACCACAACCAAGAAGGUGUAGCUUAUUCAUUGGUGCAAAAAAGAAACACUAAUCAGAUAGGCUAACAUUAGGUUAAACUUAAUCAGAGUCCCUAAUUACCCAAUGGCUGUCUUCUUGCUCCACAAUGUUUGGAUUUUAAUGUCUACACCAGUGGUUCUCAACCUGUGGGCCGGGACCCUAUUUGGGGUCGAACGACCAUUUCACGAGGGUCGCCAAACAACGCAGUCCGCCAUUUUUUCCCCCUUUUCCUU